Molecule: messenger RNA, 1888 nt
Organism: Scatophagus argus
Lineage: Eukaryota; Metazoa; Chordata; Actinopteri; Scatophagidae
Exons: 5
Coding region: 356-1003 (215 amino acids)
Source: RefSeq, a predicted model, not a curated record
AUCUUCAGACCAUAUCUGGUUGUUCGAUUUGUCAGGCUAAUUAUCUUUCUUCUUGAGGGCACUGAUGCAUGGCCUCAGACUCCAUGCAGCAGCUUUCUUCUGGUGGGGGGUAACCGGAUUCCCAAGGCAACUGUUGCCACCGCAAAACACUCAGUGAAUGCACUGGCAUGUUGCGGUUUAAUCUUUAACUAGCACCGGUACAAAAAUUUUCAAGAUUUAUAUUUGGAUGUUGUGUUAUGAUUUACUAAUAAUAGAACUACACUGUUAAAUAGUGCAGGAUUUAACAUUUUGGGAAGUUUUAUUCCACAAAGACUGGACUUCUUUGGUGGGCAAUCAGAAGAACUUGGACUCCACAAUGAAACUACCAGCCAUCUCAUUAGCUUCCACACCAGUGUGUAUUCCUCAUGACACACCUGUCCAACAGAAUCGCUGCCUGGUGGUCACUCACAUGGAGUUUCCCAUUAUCACAGACUCUGCCAAGCUGUGGACGAGCAAUCAGAGUAUUCCAAGACUGAACCCUUUACAUCCCCCUUUGGUCCAUAAACGCACCGUAAGUCUGGAGACACCAGCAGUUCACCACCACAACCACCAGAGGACACUCAUCUUGCAAAGGAGAGAGCAUUACAGGUAUCAUCAAGCAUGGCGAAAACCUUUUUAUGGAACAAGCAGUGAGAGAGAAGAGUACAGGAAGGAGCUGCGAGAGCAGUUAAAGAGGCAGAUGGAGGACAAAUGCGCAGCACUGAAGCUGCAGCUGGCCAGUAAAGUGCAAGAAGCCAAGUACAUCCAAGAAGUGGACCACCUUGCCCUUUCAACAGACAGGGAGCAAAGGAUCCGGCACAUCAAGGCAAUGACAGCUUACAGAGAUGAGAACAAGAGGGUAUUGUCUCACACACACAUUACGUUUCCACUGUUAAUGCUUUUGUGUUUAUGCACCAUUCAGCGGUGUCCUGAAAAUGCUUCAACUUUCUGGCUGCUCUCAGGUUACAACAUAGGGAGUGUCUGAGGUUUUUCCUCAUGUCUGUGUGUGUGUGUGUGCAGCUAAUGGAGCAGAGAUGGAGGGACAGAGCUCUAACACGUUCCCAGGAGGCCUUGAAGGAGCGAGAGCUGCUGCGCCUCAACCCCAUUAACUGGAGUGGAACACUGAAAUAGGUUAACCCUCAAAACUUCAGACUCUGUAAAGCUGUAGACGCUGUAGCUAUUUGGCAUGCGUGAGUGUCAGUACAAAAUGGGAUGCAACAUACAGUACAUGGUACAUGUAAUUAGUGCUGCGAUAGCCAUUAGAGGAACUUCAGAGGGUAGAUAUUUCUUGCAUUUUCUAAUCUCAAGAGAACCUCUUCUGAAUAUGUAAGAAUGCUGAUUUAUUCCCAAUUUUACUUGUAAAUUUCUCUUUUCCACGGAGUCCCAACACAGUAAAACCAAGAAUAAUUAGGACUAACAAUUUAGAUCUGCACUCCUAUAACACUGCUGAACUUACAGUUGAGUUGUUUUUAAGAAGUAUCAAAAUUGAUGCUGUAGAAACACAGAAAGGGCACUCGGUUUUGACGAGAAAUAAAGUUAAAACCUGGUUGUCUACAUUACCCACAAUACAGCUCGACUGCACACAGUUCUGUUGGGAGAUUUUGGAAUGCAUUAGGCCACUAGCGGCUCAUGUAGCCUCAAGCAGAGAUGAGUGGUGACAGAGAUGUGGUAAUCUCACCUCCAACUCCACACACCCAGAUUAUAUGGCCCUGCCCGGAGUGCAGUUUGUUUUUCAUAUAUGCAGUAGUGCUCCCUAAGACCUGUAAAGAGACUUUGAUGUGUAAAAUCAGCUCUCCUUUAAAGGUUUCUCCCAGUCAUUAAUUUUCUCCACGCCCUACAAUUUGUGAUGUAGCAGAGAGAAGUCAAAGUA